AUGUUUCUAGAUGAGAAAUCUAUUAAAUAUAGAAACAUUAACGAUCAUAUUAAUUUAUUUUCAUCUAAAUUAAAAGGAAAUGUUAUUAAACAAGCAGCAUCUAGACUUUUACAACAUGUAACAUUAAAUAAAAAUUUUUAUCAUAUAACACAAAAUAUCAAUGGAAAUGCAUUUGAUGAUUAUCAUACAUCAUCAAAUUGUAUUCAACGAAAUAGAAAAGAAUUUGGACGAACAGAUAAAUGUAAUUCAUGGUUAUCAAAAUUUCCUACAAAAAGUGAUACAUCUCUCAAUCGAUUACCUAUAUUCAUUAAAUCUCCAUUAUAUAAACAUAAAUCACGUGAUUAUUUAUCAUCUAUUCAUAUUUAUCCUCAAACUAAGUAUUCAAAUAUAUCAAUGAAUCAAUCUCAUUAUAUGCCUUUACAAUUUCAUCAAAAUUCAACCAUAUUAUCAAAUACUGCUAUUCCAAAUGAUAAUAACAAUAUUAAUCCACAAUAUGAACCAUUAUCUCAACCUCUUAUAAUGGUACAUAAAAAACGUCUUCGUCGUGAUUAUUUUUUAUCUACAAUGCAAAAUUGUAUACAACCUCCAUAUAGUCCAAAUCAUUUUUAUGCAUUUGAUCAAAUAAAUAUGCUUAAACUACAACGUAAUCUUCAUACAAAUAAUUAUGAAAAAGAUAAUUAUCAUCGAAAUAAUGAUUCAAAUUUAAAACGAAAAUAUGUUGAAAUUUAUAAUGAUGACAAAUCUCAAUGUAAUUAUUCAGAUAUUCGAUUCGAUCAAAUAUCUUUAUCUAAAAAACAUAUAUCUUCUCCUAUUGAACAAUCUUCACCAAAAACAGCAGAUCAUAUGAGUAUAAAUAAAUAUCAUGAUGAAAUAAAAAAUUCAUUGAUAUCAAAUGAAAAAUCUGAAAAAGAUUUAACAAAAGAAAAUCAAAUUUUAGAACAAUCAAAUAUAAUUAUAUCACAUUUAGAAAAAAUUUUAAAUUUAUGCGGAGAAUUACGAUCAUUAGCUAAAGAUAUAGAAAAUCAUCAUAAUGAAAAAACUAUAUUAUCAAAUAUAAUUAAUAAUAAAAAUCCAAUAGAUAUAUCUGAAUCUGAACAAAUAACAACAAUUGAUAUUCAACAAACAAUAGAUAAUAUUCAUGAAAAAAAUAUUUCAUCAUCAUAUCAACUUACUAAUGAUACAUUAUCAAUACAUUCGGAAAGUAAUAAAUCUCAUCCAUUAAUGCAAACAGAAUCAUUUAAAACAAAAUCACCUAGUUUAACAAAUUCACAUACAACAUUACGUAAAUCUGAAGAUAUUUGUUCAUGUUUUUUAAAAUCAAUUUUUGAUAAACAAAUUUGUGAAUUAAAUAUUGAUGAACAAGAAUAUUUAAAUGAACUUACAAAAGCUUAUUUACUUGGUAAAAAAACAAUACUUAAAGAACAACAAGAGGAAAAUAAUAAAUUUCAAACAUUAAAAAAUGAAAUUCUUUCAGAAAAACAACAAGAAUCUAAUGAUCUAUCAUCUUUAGCAUUUGAUACUAAUAAUAAUAAUCAAUCAAAUACACCUGCAAGUCCAUCAUCUAUUUUAUUCUAUGAUAAUUUUCAAAAAUUAGAUAAUCAUUUAUUGUCUAAACCAAAUAAUUCAAAAAUUUCAUUAAUUGAAAAUGAUCAACAACAACAACAGUUAUCUAUUCCAUCUGGAAUGAUUAGUCUUAAACAUGAACUAUUUAUUAAUGAACCAAUUGCAAUGAAAACAACAAAUGUUUUACCUGGUAUUGGAACUAAAUAUGCUCAACAAUUAAGUGAAUGUGGUUUUACAACAGUACGACGUUUACUUGGUUUUUAUUUAAUGAUUAAAGAUGAUCAACAUUUUGUUAUUUGGCUUAAUAAUAAAGCAGAAAUAUCAAUACAUUCAGCUUGGUUAUGUACAAAUGCACUUCGAGCUUGGUGUGAAGUACAUCUUUAA
Messenger RNA from Rotaria sp. Silwood1, 1947 nucleotides. NCBI's taxonomy places the organism in Eukaryota, Metazoa, Rotifera, Eurotatoria, Philodinida, Philodinidae. The record is from the annotation of a GenBank genome assembly.